ACAUAACGAACCCAAGAAUCAAUCUAAUUCCCUUUAUAGACAGUCCUGAUUGCAAGCAGAUGUAUAUGUUGCUUGCUUGCUGUUGUAGUUAAUGCGCAGUCUUGAAUCCUGCUUACAUAACCGACUACAGCUUUGAGCUUCCGUUUGUCGGAAACUCUUCAAUCUCCGCUUUCUUCUCGCAACUUCAGCUCUGCAUCACGCAUCCUUUCUCCCGCUCAAGAUGCACGGAAUGACGAUUAGUGCCCCGGUGCGCAAUGCCGUGCUGGGUGGUCGCUUGUCUUCGGCCGCUCUGGGGCCACUCGCCUCGAGCCCAAUGACCUCCCAAAAGACCUCAUGGAAGCAACACACACGACCGGUCAGCACCUCGUCCACACAGAUCAAUGGCGUCUCUGCCCCCGCUACUGCAUUGAAGGCGACACCUCGACCACAGGCAACAACGGCUUCCCUCUCGCCUGUCCUCCAGAGUACCUCGGUGCGCGCCAACUCGACCUCGUCGGAUGUAUCGGGCAGAGAAGAGGCGAAGAAGCUGGACUGGAACUCGUUCUUCAAGCUCCGUGCUUCUCGUCGCAGAUACUCGCUUGCGUCGUCCAUCGCCACCUCGUUGGUCAGCACUACUGCUGGUGUCCAGUUUCUCUCGACUCAGGAUCUUGAGGGUCUCGGUGCGCAGGUGAUGGGUCUGGACCCAUUCGUUGUCUUGGGUAUGGCCACCGCAGCAUGCGGUGCGGCUGGAUGGCUCGUGGGUCCUUUCGUUGGAAACGGUGUUUGGGGGUUGGUUAACAGGAAAUACAAGACCUCGGUCAUGGUGAAAGAAAAGGAGUUCUAUGACAGAAUCAAGCGAUUCCGGGUGGACCCUUCGUCUAACUCGAUUGCGAACCCGGUCCCCGAUUACUACGGCGAGAAGAUUGGCAGCGUUCAGGGAUACAGACAAUGGCUCAAGGACCAAAGGGCGUACAACCGAAAGAGACGCAACUUUAUUGCCUAAACGGUAUCACCUCCUGAAUCAGCAUGAUGGUUGGCAAAUAUUGAAGUUGGAAACCAGGCUUUAUUGGCAUAUUUCGUAUAUCUUUCUGCCUUACUGGUUUCUACUUUAUUUUCCUGGGGCCCUUGUUGGCCUGACACUCUCUGUACCAGAUAUUUCUCUUGUCUUCUAAAUGAAUGUUUUUAAGCGAUCAUAAUGGUCUACCGUUUAACUUCACUUCCUGGGCGCUUAGCAUAGUUAGCACAGCAGGACGAUAGUGCUGUCUAUGGCCUAUCAGGUAAUGAGUGCUGCUGUCCAUAAAAACCACCUAUCCCCAAACCGACAAUCCCGUGUAACCGAGCACAAUGGCAUUGUCGAGCAUAGAGUGUAGGACGACGUUUCACCAUUGCAUAAAUCCGCCGACAAUAGCUA
Aspergillus wentii DTO 134E9 is the source of this 1390-nucleotide messenger RNA. RefSeq names its product presequence translocated-associated motor subunit PAM17. Gene Ontology annotation, biological process: protein import into mitochondrial matrix. Gene Ontology annotation, cellular component: PAM complex, Tim23 associated import motor. The record is from RefSeq and is a predicted model, not a curated record. The coding region runs from base 221 to 982 and encodes 253 amino acids. NCBI's taxonomy places the organism in Eukaryota, Fungi, Ascomycota, Eurotiomycetes, Eurotiales, Aspergillaceae. The transcript is spliced from 2 exons.